This is a messenger RNA of Rhagoletis pomonella (apple maggot), 2059 nucleotides long. RefSeq lists its product as uncharacterized. The record is from RefSeq and is a predicted model, not a curated record. The coding region runs from base 69 to 1475 and encodes 468 amino acids. Lineage: Eukaryota; Metazoa; Arthropoda; Insecta; Diptera; Tephritidae. The transcript is spliced from 6 exons.
GCAAGCCCAAAAUAAUAAUAUAGUAUUAGUUCUAGGAAAGUUUUAGCAAGACAGUAAAACUUAAUGUCAUGGAACCGGUAGAACCAGUCGCAGUGUUUGUUUCCAGCGAAGCAUUCACAUCUCCAAACUUCCUCAAUUUUGAUGAAACCACAUUUGACGCAAAUUCUGAAGGGAGUUACGCAACCCAAACUGUGAACAACGACGGGCACGAUUUAUUUUGCUCACCGAACAUAAUUCAAGAUAAAAAUGGACCGAAUUACUCUUUUGGAUUGGAAAGUCGUUAUGGUAGCAAUGAAGAUCGAACUGAAUUAGCUACUCUUCUAUGCAGCUGGAAUUUGGGACAUCUAUACGAUUUCUUCGUGCAGCAACAAUUGUUUAUAGGCAUCCUAAAGCACGUAUCAAAAACAAUUGCUGAAAAUCUUUUUGUAAACACUGAUAUUUCCCUUGGUGGUCGAGUGGAGUUUUUUUAUCAAUGGUCGCAAUGGAUCAAAUCCUUUGAAAAGUCCACUACAUCGCCAUGUUUGGUGAACGAGCAUCUUCAGUGCGAUAAAUCUACCCAAUCAAGUGAAGGUCGGGGAAACAAUUUAGGUGUUAUUCCACAAAGUUCAACGGAUAUCAAUAGUCAAGUUCUGGUGGCUAAGACAUCAAUCAAUUUGAUUGAUAUUAUUAACUCAAAUUCAUACGGCAAAAGCAUGGUUGAAACAUAUAAAAAACAAAAGACCAUGGAUGAUAAUUUACGCAAGCUUUUAGUUGAAUCGGUUUUACAACAUUGUAUAAUGAACAACCACGAUCUUUCCGUUACUGAUUGCGCUUCUAUUUCACGUCAAAUUUGCGAAGUAUUCCCUGGCGAGUUGUCGUCAUACUAUUACCUUGAGCGAAAAAACGCAGCUCCGUUGGGCAAGUUGUACAACAAAUUCAGGAAUUGGAAAGCAAAUUUCAAUAAAAAGACAAAGACAUCAGACGGUAAUUCGAAAAAACAAAAGCAGACGUCAUUUUCAAUAGGGGAAGAUGAGGACGAACAUAUUAGAGCGUUGACACAUGACCUCCAUGCAAUGGCUUAUCAGGAAAAAAUCAGACACUGGCGCGCGUGUGCUGCAACACGUAUGAACAGCAUUCGAGAUGCAGAGAAUAAUCCAAAACAUAUAUUUGAUGUUUGGCCGCAGUACAAAUUGCCUGAUGGUUUUCGUUUGAUUGAGUCUGAUUUUGUGUUCUUUUUCGGAACCAGAAAUGAGGUUCUUGAUCACCUCACUGCUUUUUGCGAUUUGCUUGUUGAUAAAGUUUUUCCGAAUCACAUCAAGGAAUUCAAAGAUUAUGCUAAUAUGUACUACAAAAUAAAGAAAAACAAAGUCAAUCUCUCAGAAGAUUCCAUUUGCGCCAAAGCUUUUGUUCUUUUACAGUCACUGCUGCCACGCUCUCGACUAGCUCAUAAUAAGACUAAUGCAAAAAAAGGCUUUAUUCUAUCAAAGAGUCAGUAGACAGUUUUAUGGUUGUUUGCGCAACUGAAACGGAAUAUAAACAAAUGUAUGAUUGCAAAGUCCAGGCAGAAUCAUCUAUUGCCCCCUUCAUAUCAUUAAUUGGAACCCUAGAUGAGCCACAAUCAUUCAUGAUUGACUUUGACAACAUCAUUUACAAAGUUUUCAACUUCGCGAAAGCUGUGGACAUAUGUUUUAAAGCAUACCAUGUUUUUAAUAUGGCCUACGCCGAGCCAUGCGCUGCAAUGUGGGACUUCAUUAACAGACAAUUCUAUCAGUUAACUAUCAACGCCAAGCCCAAGCCAGGAAUAGAGGCACUGCUUAAUGAAAUUAAAAUCGCAAAAGAAACAAACGUAGAAGAAGAUACGAAUCUGCCGAGCACCUCUACAUUUUGUUAAAUACACUAAAAUUUACGAUAAAAAUAUAAUAAAACCCACCAUGCAAAACAUGAGAAAUAGGCAACAAUCGUCAAUGUCAACAAAUCGGCGACUCGCCGAUUUAUUGCCGUAGUGAGAAAUCGGCAACAUCAUUUCUUUUAAGUCAUUUUACGAAUAUGUUAUCAAAAAUUCCCAAACUGAUGAAUUAUG